UCAACAACAAAACGGCUGAUUCAACCACCUCGGUAGCUUGCUUGCUAACAUAAAACCGAAACAUUUAAGCUCUGUAGAUCAUUGGGUUUGUAUUAACUUCAGUGUUUUAAACAUACUGUCUGCGUCUUUACUAGUUACUCCAUUUAACAUUUACGUUGUUAGUCAGCUAGCUGACUGGUUAAAUUAGCCGAGCACUAGGCUAGUCGCUAAAGCUAACUAGCUAGUUAACAUCCCCGACCAUGAGUUCACUAAGCUACUCCCCACCUGCUAAAGAAGAGGUGGACUGCUGGACGGAGAAAGAAGCUCUCAUGAAAGAGGAGAAGGAAGAGGAGGCUGUUACAGUUAAAAAGGAAGUCGAGUGUGAAGCUGUUACAGUGAAAGAAGAAGAAGAAGCUUUCGGAGUGAAAGAGGAGGAAGAUAAACAAGAGAAUGUCGUUUUUGUUGAGGAGGAGGAGAAUAUGACUAUAUUAGUAAAAGAAACGGAACAAGUUUUUGGAGUGAAGGAGGAGGGAGAGAUUACUGUCACAUUGGAGGAGGAAGCAGAAGAAGAAGAGAAUAAUGGAGAUCUGAUUAACAACAGAGAGAGACAAGACUCAGAGGAACCAGAGACGUCCAAACCAGCAAGACGACACCAGUGCUCCCAGUGUGAAAAGAGUUUUACCAAGUUCGGGAGCUUGAAAAUACAUAAUAGAAUACACACAGGAGAGAAGCCCUACCAAUGCUCCCAGUGUGGAAAGCAGUUUACCCAGUUAGGGACCCUAAAAUUGCAUAAUAGAAUACACACAGGAGAGAAGCCUCACCAAUGCUCCCAGUGUGGAAAGAGAUGUUCACAGUUAAGUUCCCUGAAAUCACAUGAGAAAAUACACACAGGAGAUAAGCCUCACAAAUGCUCUCAAUGUGGCAAUACUUUUAAGCGGUUAAGUAACCUGAAAGAUCAUGAAAGAGUGCACACUAGAAAAAAGCCUUAUCAAUGUUUCCAUUGUGAAGAGAGUUUUGGCUGGUCAAGGCAACUGAAAGCGCAUGAGAGAACACACACUGGAGAGAAGCCUUAUCACCACUGCUCCCAGUGUGGAAAGAGUUUUACCCAGUUAUGGAACCUGAAAGCACACAGGAGACAAGCCUCACAAAUGCGCUCAAUGUGGAAAAACUUUUAACCGGUUAUAUAACCUGAAAGUACAUAAGAGAAUACACACAGGGGAAAAGCCUUAUCACUGCUCCCACUGUGGUAAGAGUUUUAUCCUAUCAAGGGCCCUGACAACUCAUAAGAGGACACACACAGGAGAAAAGCCUUACCAUUGCUCCCAGUGUGGAAAGAAUUUCACUGACUCAAGUAACUGGAAAAAACAUGAGCUAACACACUCUGUAAAGUAGCGUUUCCAGUGUUCUCGUUGUGAAAGGAGUUUUAAGAAGUUAGGGAAACUGAAGCAGCAUGAGAAAAUACACACUAGGGAGAAGCCUUUUUGAGCUGCUCCCACUGUGGAAUGACAUGUACCUGGUUAAGGCAACUGAAAUGACAUGAAAGAAUCCACACGAGAGAGAAACCUUACCAAUGCUGCUCCCACUGUGGAGAGAGAUUUCACACAAACUUACAGUUCAUGAGUUAACACACUGCUCCCACAUUUGUCUAAUUUUUGACUGAAAGUUGGUGCUUUUGUGGUUUUGUUUAUGUCCUUAUUGCCAUAUGAAAUCAGAUUGGAGAAAUACAUUUGUAUGUUUUUUUUUAUUUCCUGUUUUAGGGGGUAGGGUUGGAUACAGGAUAUGAACCUGGUUUAGGGGUUGAAUACAGGAUUUGAACCUGGUUUAGUAUUGGAUACAGGAUAUGAACCUGGUUUAGGGGUUGGAUACAGGAUAUGAACCUGGUUUAGGGGUUGGAUACAGGAUUUGAACCUGGUUUAGGGGUUGGAUACAGGAUAUGAACCUGGUUUAGGGGUUGGAUACAGGAUAUGAACCUGGUUUAGUAUUGGAUACAGGAUUUGAACCUGGUUUAGUAUUGGAUACAGGAUAUGAACCUGGUUUAGUAUUGGAUACAGGAUAUGAACCUGGUUUAGUAUUGGAUAAAUAGGCCCGAAGUUAAGAAAUGGGAACUUACUGAGGAGGACUACUCCAGAGAAAGGAACCAAAGGAAGAGGUGUACCGAAAGAAAGUCAGUAAGCGAGAGCAUGGAGAGGGUACAGGAGUAGCAGUAACCAAAUUAAAAAGCUUCACUCAUAGACACAGGCAAGAAACGCAGCAGGACAGAAAGACAAAGGAUCAGAGGCCCAGGACAGCCACCUUUGGGGGAGGGAACAUCUCCAAGCUAAUAGACGGGGAGAUGGCAGAAAGGGUUAGGAAAGAACUACUGUUGGAUGCCGGAGCAAGGAGGACAGGGCCCACGGGGAAGAAAGAGUGGCGCCCCAUAUGGGCACUACAAGCAGUAGAAAAAGCAGAAGUGAGAGAGAAGGAAAGACCAGGCAGACAGAGAGACAGGGGAGUAGGGAACCCGCCUAACUGGGAGAAGAUGGAUCAACUCUCCAGGGCAGUGAUGAGAUGCGAGGAAGCAGCAGGAGAUCUAAGGAGGGAGUUAAAAUAUGUAGGGGAUCAGUGGGUUAAGAUAUUAGGACCCAGCAGAAAGGACAAGAAGAGGGGAAGGAAGGGCAAUAAGAAAUUGCUAACCCCAUUGUCCCCUGAUUCUAGGAAAGAUAUGUGAGAGAAGAAUCAGAGGGAGACCAAAGUAGUGACCUUCGGGUAAUUAUAGGAGAGUGGAGCAUGGAGUACAUGGGGGAAUAUGUGAAACAUUGGCAUAUAUUCGAUAAACCGGACCUACACAAUUGUUGUGAAGGACACAUGUUAAGCUGGACAACAACUGACCACCUGGUAAAGGUAGACACUGGCAUGGAGAGGGAGAGACUUAGAUUGCCUGGUAAAGGUAGAGACUGGCAUGGAGAGGGAGAGACUUAGAUUGCCUGGUAAAGGUAGACACUGGCAUGGAGAGGGAGAGACUUAGAUUGCCUGGUAAAGGUAGACACUGGCAUGGAGAGGGAGAGACUUAGAUUGCCUGGUAAAGGUAGAGGCUGGCAUGGAGAGGGAGAGACUUAGAUUGCCUGGUAAAGGUAGAGGCUGGCAUGGAGAGGGAGAGACUUAGAUUGCCUGGUAAAGGUAGAGGCUGGCAUGGAGAGGGAGUGACUUAGAUUGCCUGGUAAAGGUAGACACUGGCAUGGAGAGGGAGAGACUUAGAUUGCCUGGUAAAGGUAGAGGCUGGCAUGGAGAGGGAGAGACUUAGAUUGCCUGGUAAAGGUAGACACUGGCAUGGAGAGGGAGAGACUUAGAUUGCCUGGUAAAGGUAGAGACUGGCAUGGAGAGGGAGAGACUUAGAUUGCCUGGUAAAGGUAGAGACUGGCAUGGAGAGGGAGAGACUUAGAUUGCCUGGUAAAGGUAGAGGCUGGCAUGGAGAGGGAGAGACUUAGAAUGCCUGGUAAAGGUAGAGGCUGGCAUGGAGAGGGAGAGACUGAGAAAGUACGUGCCUAGAUUGGCUGGCAUGGAGAGGGAGAGACUUAAAUUUCCUGGUAAAGGUAGAGGCCUAAAACGAGGUUGGUAGUAAAGACAGGGACAACUGAUGGGGAAGAAGCCAGACUAAGAAUAGUGGACUUAGGACAAGAGAGUGGGAUAAAGACUCAGGUCGGAUAAGAACGAUAAGGACUAAAUAAAUGAAAUAUAUUACACAGGAUGGACCCAAAAGAACGGAUUCAUGGAGCCCUCGGUGCACCGGGUGUGACAGGGGCACCUAUGGAGAGUUGACUUUGGCAGUCAGCCUCGGGGACUAAAAUAACAAGUCACUUUUGUAAGCAUUGCUUCUGCAACAUGACCUGUCAUAGAGAUAAGGGCACAUGGUAUCGGGAGGAAGAAGAGGAAGCUUGGCCCUUUGAAAGCACAUUUACGCAGCUUAUGCUAGGAGGUAGAAUAGUAGCUGAAGGGCUUACCAGAGACUGGAGGUUUGUAAACAGACAGGACCAGUAUGGGAUGGUACAGGCACAGGAUGGGAAGGCUCUAGCAAUAAAAUAUUUAGGCCCAGCAACGAGGAAAAGAGUCAAGGGAAGGUCUGAUCUUGGAGAGGGUGUGGCAAAAGGCAAAAAAGAUCAGACCUUCUCUCAGUGGCUGGUCCAGUUCCAGGGCCACAUUUAUGGGCUCUAAGGCCAUCUGUUGACUGGGGGAUAAAAGAAGAAGUUGCCACAACAGCAGGUGACCAGCAGAGGGAGCCAAAUGCAUGGGAAAUACAAGUACUGGGAAUUAAACAAGAACCAACCGACAGUGAGACUGAGGAGGAGUGGUAUGAACCGACCUACCAAGACAACGCCCCAACGGAUGAAUACCUAUGGGCAUCAGUGCUGAAGGAACUAACAUUGGACUAAGUGCUACUUAAUACGUAAUGUAAUGGCACACUGUGUUGCGUUAGAUUGCACUCCCAAACAUCUUCCCCCAAACUGAGUGUCUAAAAGAGGUAUAAAAGGAGGAGAGAUCAGUGCCAAGGCAUGAUCCUCUACCCAUAUGAUUUGGACAUCAUAGAGAAUCAUCAGACCAGGUAAAUUACUUUCACUAUACUCUGUUUGUAUUGACUACUUUGAUCUCAAGGCGCGAGCAAACUAUUGACUGGUAUAUCUUAAAGAAUUGUGUUGUACACUGGAAUCUCACACCUUACAAAAAGAAUAAGUGAACAAGUUUGUGUACGAGAGGACUUCACCCCUCAACAGCGCGAGGAGAAACCUUGAUAGCAACAACGUUCCAUCUUUGGUGUGUCAGUAACAAUCGCAGUUUGGCAAGAUUGGAAAAAGCCCAGAAAUAGUUAAAGCCUCGUAGUAGCCAAGAGUCGACAAAAGGAAAUCAAUAUCUAAACAGUAGGCAGUAAAAACCAUAGGAAAUUCAGACUAAAUAAGAAGAUUAUAGUGGUAUAAACAGCAGAGGCCAAAAUAUUACUACUCUUAUGGAGACCAGUGGAAGGACCAAGGGAAUAGAGCUGCAAGGUAAAUAUAUGGGUGUUUGCUUUGUUUAAAGAGUCAUAAAUCAAAUCAAAUGUAUUUGUCACAUACUUACUACCCUCUCCACUACUGUUCCAUCGAUGUGGAUAGGGGGGUGUUCCCUCUGCUGUUUCCUGAAGUCCACAAGUGUGUUAAGCUUCUUACCUUUGCAAAUAUUACUUGGCAUAGUAUAGCACAUUAAGGAUUGAUUGAGCAUUAUUGAUAUAUUAGGAAACUGUAGAACCAUUGAAUUGUAAUAACGUGUAUAAGACAAAAAAACAGAGUGACUUAAUAAAAGCUUGAAACUUUGACAAAGAGGCCAGAUUAACGAUCUGGAGAGCAAACGCCUUUGACACUCUCACUGAACAGAAAGUGACCCUGGUUAUAGGUUAAAGUGAUUGCACUAAAGAAUAUUUCAUUGUGGGGACAAUAAUAUAUCUUUGGAAAAGUCAAAUACAUAUAGCAAUACUAGUUUCCCAGUGACGACUAGCUGACGAGCAUAAUAACUAACAGAAGAAGAAGAGUUAUUAGGUAUUGAUAUAUAAGA
This is a messenger RNA of Oncorhynchus masou masou (cherry salmon), 5535 nucleotides long. Its product is annotated as zinc finger protein 239-like. NCBI's taxonomy places the organism in Eukaryota, Metazoa, Chordata, Actinopteri, Salmoniformes, Salmonidae. Gene Ontology annotation, cellular component: nucleus. The record is from RefSeq and is a predicted model, not a curated record. The transcript has 2 exons. Bases 240 to 1154 code for a protein of 304 amino acids. Gene Ontology annotation, biological process: regulation of gene expression.